Molecule: messenger RNA, 2145 nt
Organism: Lodderomyces parapsilosis
Lineage: Eukaryota; Fungi; Ascomycota; Pichiomycetes; Serinales; Debaryomycetaceae
Exons: 1
Coding region: 1-2145 (714 amino acids)
Source: RefSeq, a predicted model, not a curated record
AUGUGUAUACGACAUGUUAGAGCCAACGUAUCUAGAUUUGUCAGAGUCCAUUAUUCAACUAUAGCACAAACAAGUGCGCAAUCCAAUAGGGAUGGUACAUCAAUUGAUCUCAAAAUAUCGACGCCAAAUCCUGAGACAACUAAAACUUCUUCACCCAUCAAGUUAUCACGUCAAGAAGUUCAAAAGUACUAUACCCUUUUCAAAAUGUCAGAGUUUAGCCCAUCAAUGACAUAUGACGACAAAUUGGCCAAGAGUCUACGAUUGUGGAAACGCAAGUCUCGCAAAGAGCACAACAACAUACACGCUGCAUUGGAGAAUAUAAUCGACGAGGUGGUUGCCAAGAAGGGAUUCAUUGGGCCAGAAGUGACACCGGAGAACGUUUCUUCGAAUGAUAUGUUGGAGGAUGACGAAAUUGUUGAUAAAAACCAAGCCUAUAAGACACCGAAAUACAGAUACAAUUUAACUUCAGGGACAAGACUUUUAAAAUUUACACCACCUUCCAAUAAAAUACGAAGAUACUUUCACUAUCUAAAAUUUCAACAAUACAAGGAGCAACACCCACAAUCGAGCUUGGAUUCGGUAACCAAAUCCAAAAUCAUUGCCGGAGCUAAUCGUCAAUGGAGACAUGUGUCGUCAUUAGAAAGAUAUAUUUUUAGGAUUGAUUAUGAGAACUUGCUAUACAAGGGGAUGGACAUAUCUCAAAAGGGUGAGGAAUUAGUUACUGUGGAAGUUAGUGAAGGAAGUGAUUUGGUUGUUCAUAAAGUACUUGGCGAAGCUGAGCCUAGAAGGGACAUCAAGAGAGGCAAGAGAAUACCAUCUAUAAAGUUGAUUCUUAACGAAUUGACCGGGUAUGUACAUGUUUAUGGAUUAACCGAUUUUCAUGUUUGGAACUACUUUUUGGGAAAAGAGUAUGCAUCUAGAGUUGGUGAAGGUUGUGACAAUAUUGGUGAGGUGAUUCGUCAAAUUGAAGACAAUUGGAUUGAAAUGAGUACAUCACAAAAGAAUUCAAUCAGGACUGAAUACAAGAAUAUACUAUUCCGGGGACAAGAUCUACUUUAUGGCAAGUUACUGUCAAUUAAAAAGAAACGAGACAUAAUUAAUAAACCAAAACAAUAUCAUGUUGUUUGCAUACGAGGUGAUUCAAGUUUAUUCAAUGUCCAAGCGUGUGAUGUGUCACCGAGCAAAUUUACAAUCCCCCAACCAACAAAACUACGAUUUAUCAAGAACACAUUUGUCGGGAAUACUAUUAUUGUGGGUGAAUUGGAUUUACUACAUGCAUGGAAUUACUUUGUUUAUCAACAGCGACAACUACAAGCUAAAGAGAUUGAUGAUGAGCAAGAAUUUCAUCAAAAUUUGAUGCAUCAGUGGAAUGAAGAGAUGAACGAUGCUGAUAAACAAGAGUACCUUGAAGGAUACAAAUCACUUUUAGUAUCUGGAUAUGAUAUAUACAUGGGUGAGAAGAUGACAAUUGAAAUGAAAAUGAAUAAAACGGGGAUAAAGAAUUUAGUUGUUGAAGUAUGGGGACAACCGAUAACACAAGGAGUGGGUCGUACUAUAAAAAUUAGUCCAUUACCUAUACUAGUUGAAAAAGAGACAAAUAAAGUAUUGGUUUUGAGCGAAGUUACAGAUGUACAUGCUUAUAAUUAUUACUUGGCUAACCAAUUGGCAGUACAAAGAGGUGAUAGCGAUGGGAUUGCUGAUUAUUCCAAGUUGCCCCAAUUGCAACAAGAAUGGCUUGCAUUCACACCUGAACAAAAGCAUACGUACGCUACUGAAUACAUGCAGUUGUUAAACAAUGGUCAAGACUAUGCAUACGGCAAGAUUGUUCCCCUAACGGAAAAGUUGAAGAUUUCAAUUUAUACACAUCCCACAAAGCUAAAUGGUAAAGGUACCAAAUCCGCUUUCAAUGUUGAGUCAAGUAAUAAGAAGGAUGUUGAUUUUGAUUCAAUGUAUCCACAAGCGUUUUCUUACUACAUGUACACCCGCAAGACGAUAGACAAUGUUGGUGAUUCGCAACAAAUUGCCAAUGAAUGGACCAAUAUGCCUGAUGAAGAGAAAUUGGAAGUUCAAGAUGCAUAUGGCAUUAUGGUUGACGCAGGAUUCGAACUUGUUGAUGGGGUAUUAAAGGAUGUGCAAGCAAAAUAG